Molecule: messenger RNA, 3722 nt
Organism: Oncorhynchus nerka (sockeye salmon)
Lineage: Eukaryota; Metazoa; Chordata; Actinopteri; Salmoniformes; Salmonidae
Product: leucine-rich repeat and immunoglobulin-like domain-containing nogo receptor-interacting protein 1
Exons: 3
Coding region: 446-2287 (613 amino acids)
Molecular function (GO): protein binding
Source: RefSeq, a predicted model, not a curated record
UUCUUGCCGUGAUGUCAUGCACCUGCCAGUCUCUGUCUCUCACAAGUCCACACUGAGGGAUCAACACGGUUCAUUUAUGUUAGCUUGCACUAUGGUGUUAGAAUGGCUCAAGCAGUUCCAAACGUCUGAGCUCAAGUGGAUGGGUUGAGUCAGCCCUUCUAGUCGCUAUAAGACCGUUUUCGGGAAUAGCAGGGAUGAGACAAGCCACUCUGGGACUGAUUUCAAGUUGGCCGGUCAGUGAUAAGGCUGUGUCGAGAAAGGACAGAGUGAGAAAGUGUCUCUAUGAUGUUGGACUGAGAGACCGCAGCUCCCGCAGGCCACUUGCAAGGACAUGUUUUUCACAGAACAUCAUCUCUUAUAGAAGACUUAACUCAAGUCUGAUCCCAACUUGACCACCACUGGUUAUGAAAACCUGCAUCCUCAUAGUAAAUCGGCAGGAGGCAAGAUGUUUGUGGAGUCUGUUGUCAGAUGGGGGGCAUGGAGCAUCUUGCUCCAGUGUGGAUUAUUGGGCGUGUCAGCAGGGGACUUCCCCUGGCCUUGCCCUGCCAGGUGUGUGUGUCGGCUUGAGACUUUAGAAGUUAACUGCUCUGACAAGCAGCUGACUUCUGUGUCUGAGGGCUUCGCUAGUGGCACCCAGCGCAUCAACUUAUCUCGUAACAAGCUGAAGACGCUGGGUCGUCGCCAGUUCUUUGGCAUGACCCAGCUAGAGGAUCUGGACAUUAGUGACAAUCACAUUGCCAUGAUUGAAGUGGAGGCUUUCCAGGGCCUGCAGAACCUCAAGACCCUGUGCAUUAGGAGCAAUCGCCUGAAGAUCAUCUCUGUGGGGGUCUUCUCCGGACUGCCCAGCCUGCGCUUCCUGGACCUGAGUGAGAACGAGAUCCUGGUCUUUCUGGACUUUACUUUCCGUGAGUUGGUGAGCCUUCACCAGCUGGAGGCUGGGGAGAAUGACCUGGUGUUUAUCUCCCAGCGGGCCUUUACCGGCCUGCAGAACCUGCAGGAGCUCAAUCUGGACCGCAGCAACCUGACCUCCAUCCCCACCGAGGCACUAUCCCAGCUCCAGAGCCUGACUCGGCUGCGCAUGAUCCGCCUCACCAUCUCGGCGCUGCCCAACAAUGCCUUCCGCCGCCUGCAUCGGCUGCGUAGCCUCGUCAUCUCCCACUGGCCCUUGCUGGACAAGCUGGCCAGCAACAGCCUGAUUGGCCUCAACCUCACCUCGCUGGUCAUCAGCAGCUGCAAUCUCAGUGCUGUCCCAUACCAGGCACUGCGCCACCUGGUCUACCUGGGCUACCUGGACCUGUCCUACAACCCCAUCACAGCCAUCCAGGGUAACCUGCUGGGGGACCUGUUGCGGCUGCAGGAACUGCACCUGGCUGGGGGCAACCUGCUCCGCAUCGAGCCAGGGGCCUUCAGGGGGCUGGCAUACUUCCGUCUGCUCAACGUGACAUCCAACCAGCUCAGCACACUGGAGGACAGUGCCUUCCACUCGGUGGGGAAUCUGCAGGUCCUGCGGCUGGAUGGGAACCCCCUGGCCUGCGACUGCCGACUACUCUGGGUGGUCCGCCGGCGACAGCGCCUGAACUUUGACGGUCGCCAACCCACCUGCUCCACCCCAGACAUGGUGCGAGAGCGGGAAUUCCGGGACUUCUCAGAGAAAGAGCUCCCGAGACUGUUCACCUGCCGGCAGGCCCGCAUUGUAGACCGCAGGUCCCAGGAGGUCAGGGUGGAGGAGGGCACUACGGUGCUCUUCUCCUGCAAGGCAGAUGGUGACCCAAUGCCCUCCUUUACCUGGUUGUCAGCCCAGCGGAUUCCGCUCUCCACUACGGGGCGCAUCAGGGUGUUGUCCAAUGGGACUCUAGAAGUACGCUAUGCCCAGGUUCAGGACAGCGGCACAUACCAGUGCACGGCGGGCAACGCAGCUGGCAACGACAGCCUGUACGUCAGCCUCUAUGUGAAGGGUUUCCCACGUAACCGCACCAUGCCAUUUUUCACAGACGAAGGCUGGAUAGAGUCCUCACACGCUCCUACUGCCAACUCCUCUGCCCAGGUGGCCAACCAGUACCCGUUUGAUGCCAAGACACUGAUCAUCGCCACCACCAUGGGCUUCCUGUCCUUCCUCAGCUCAGUGGCUAUCUGCUUCGUCUUCAUGUUCUUCUGGAGCCAGAGCAAGGGGCAAAUCAAACACACAGCCACCAUCGACUAUGUGCCCCGUUCCUCAAUGGGGGUAGGAGGAGGAGGAGGGGGAGGGGGUGGAGGGGAUGCUGGCAAGUUCACCAUGAAGCUUAUCUAAGGUUAUGUGGGAGAGAACUUGGGACACAUUAACUGUGUCACCCCAUGAGGGUGAAGGCUCUACAAGGACACAGGGCCACGGUCUGCCUUCAGAAAGCUAGAUCCUCAGUGCACCCUUAACAUACAGAAAUUAUACAUAUCUGAUGACUUAUCAUCCUAAAUAUCUUGGAGAACAAAAAAUAAUGAACAGUGGUUGUCUAGAAGCCGGUUUAUUUAAACUCUGUUGUCAUUUUUUUUUAAAUGGUGUCAUUUUCUUUAUUCAAGUAUUUAUUCAACAUUACAAUUACAGUGCUACAAAACGAAUUUGCCGUUACUACAUGAUGACAUGAAAUAUUAUACAUGUUCAUGUGUAUAAGGAAUGCUCUUAAAGGGUCAAGGUUCGUUUCACUCAUAUCAGGUGUGCUUGGUGGAUCUGAUAUACAGAUAUAUAGUAAGUGUGGAUAUCAUGUGUCAACUUGCCAAUACAGGUCAACCAAGCAUUGCCCUCUGACCUGAGGAUAACUAUUUAAGCUUAUCCACAGAGGAUCCAUUCAGAGACUGCAUACUCACCAUUUGCUUAAGGCUCUAUGAAACUAUAAUAAUAUGCAAACACAUGAUUGUAGUUAUAUAGUUAUAAUAGAUGUAUAGAAUAUUGUACUAGGCUAUAUUCAAAUACUGUAGAUAAAUCAGUUUCACUGUACAGUAACAUUUCAUGGCUCACUUUUUGACUAGCCUCUAGUUUACGAAAAUUCAUGUUGUUUUGGGGACAGGAGUAUUAUUUAGCUAUCAGAAUAUGACAGUGUCCAGCGGGUGAUGAAAUUAUAAUCUGUACAUAAGAAUGUAUCCAAUUCCAUGUCAUAUUAUAAGCAAUCUUUUAAGCUUUAAAUCCUAUUUCCAUUCGAUUUUUUUUAUAACAAAGUAAGAUAGUUCGCACACAUCAAAUACAGAGAAUUCAAGAUAACUUUUUGCAAGUCGUUUUCUUUUUAUAUCAGUGGAAUUUCAUACUGUAUAAUUUGGUAAGAUGUUGCAGUCAGCAACGAUGCUUCAAUGAUAAUAUAACUGUAUAACAUUCAUGUAACCUCACACAGUUUAUUUUUCCUGAAUGAUUAUCGAUCACAGGGUAUUGAAAAUAUGUGCCUGAGUAAUCUUACUUGCCAUUAAAGAAACAAUGAUGAACUGUAAUGGCGAACAGUACCUUGUAAAAUUCAAUGUCAAAUGUAGGUCGUAGACAUUUCCAUGCUCUAUGUUACUUUAUGGCUGUAUCUAGUCCUGUGGAUUAGUGUCACUCAAAUAUGCCACUCUUCUUUCAUGUACACUUGUUGUGUAGGUACACACAAACCUAAAUUCCAAUACAAUGUAAAUGAUGUACACAUCUAUAGUUAAGUCUGUUUUGCUAUUUUAUUUGUAUAAUAUAAUCUUUUUGCAUUUUGAAAUGAUUAAAAACCUCCUUUAACCUG